Molecule: messenger RNA, 2289 nt
Organism: Priapulus caudatus
Lineage: Eukaryota; Metazoa; Priapulida; Priapulimorpha; Priapulimorphida; Priapulidae
Product: WD repeat-containing protein 91-like
Exons: 16
Coding region: 35-2200 (721 amino acids)
Biological process (GO): early endosome to late endosome transport
Cellular component (GO): early endosome membrane; extrinsic component of endosome membrane; late endosome membrane
Molecular function (GO): phosphatidylinositol 3-kinase regulator activity; protein binding
Source: RefSeq, a predicted model, not a curated record
UCAUCGCCUUGUACAUCUAGUUGUUUGCGUAAAAAUGGCUACAUGCAAUUUUAUUGACGAUAUGAUUAAGGAAUAUUUGGCAUUUAGACAACUUACAGCAACUCUAAAAAGCUUAGAUUUGGAACUAAAGACAGAUAAAGACAAAGGCUUCAGGAUUGACAAGCUUAUUGAGCAGUUGAACAGCUUUGUUAGCAACCAUGAACUGGUGUCGUUGCGUGAGUACUGGUGUCAUCUAGACCGACGAUUCUUCUCCAGAUUACCACAGCGAUACUCCUUACAUACACGCAAAUUGGAGGUGAAUCUACUCAAGACAUACCUCGUCAUAGCGUAUCAGAAUAACAAAGUGGACAAAGUGAUAGAGUUCUUUGAGAAGAUGACUCCAGAACUACAAAACCAAUCAGAAUGGAAAGAUUGGUUUGCGUUGCCAUACAUCAAGGCUGCGGAGGAGAACCCAGCAUUCAGCACCUACUUCACGCGCCAGUGGCAGGACAUAUUUUGGCUCUCGCUGCACAACUUUCUUGCCGCCAUUUUCCAGGCGUUGCCGAAGCCGCAGCUGAUGCAGUACGAGGCUGAGCAGCAGAGAUUCAAGGAACUGCUGGACGAGAACGCUAGACUGAGAGAACAGCUUGCUGCUGCAGUGAGUGGUGAGCAGACGGCAGGAGCGGCGAAAUCGAAGCAGGAGAAGAUGGAAGAUGAAGAUUUUAUCUCCACAGGCUCUGAUCUCAUGGAUGACUUCUUCUGCAUAGCCAGAGAAUCUCCGCCAAGCUCUGCUUCUGAGUCAAAAGGAAUCAAGUCGUUUAUCAAAAAUAUCAGUCUGCCAUCUGUGUCACCGACACUUAGCAAGAAGCCAACACCAUUGACGACGGUGGCCGUCUCACAGACACAGCCAACGACUACACAGAGUCAGAUACCAAAGCGAACCUUGGCAACAUCCCCUAGCGAUGAAAGAAGUAGUCUGUCGACAGCAGCUAAUGGGAAAGUGAACAGCCGGGGCUCACAGCUGCAGCAGCCUCCAUCACGGCAGCGGUCCCGCCACAUCACUCCCACCGGUAGCAUAGCGAAGCCUUCACCCAUCGCCAGUGGAAACUCGCCUCGAUCUGAGCAGGUGGCGCCCUCUGAGAGGAGCAAACAGCAGCGUUUGCAACAAGAGCGGCAGGACAUGGAGAGACAGAGACAAGAGCUGCUGAGUAACAGCAGUGAAGCCACAAAGCUCAAGACUAAUGCUAAAGAAGAAAUCAAAUCACCGACCUCCCCUCCCCCGGAGAUUAGUGAGAACAGUAUGGGUGAGGAAGAGGAGAGCAAGGAGGCACCACCGUUCCUGCUGCUCAGUCAGGAUGAGUACAGGGAGCAUCAGUCGGCCAUCGUACACUGUCGCUUCAGCCCCCUGGCGGGCAUGGUGGCAAGCUGCGACCUCGAUGGAAUAGUCAAAGUUUGGUCGGUAAGUCCAGUCCCGAGUACAGUUGUCGUGGUGAUGACGAAAUCUCCACUCCAGACGUUGGAAUGGUCAGGGAAGAUGGAUCGAUACUUGUUACUUGGUAGUAGGAUGGGCACAGUGAGAAUGUUUGAUACAGUGGAGAAAAAGAACUUAAAUGAAAUCAUUGUGGACCAAAGCUUCCCAAGGGUACUGUCCAUAGCUAGCAGCCCUUCAGGAGCCAGCUUUGUAUGCUCAUGUGCAGCAAAGCCAAGCACAGAAUUGCAGUGGGACCAAUGCAAAGGCAGAAUGUAUGUCUGCAGCACCAAAAACAUGAAAAUAGAGCGACUGCUGCCACUAGAUUCGGAUGACAGAUGUGUAAAUUGUACCGCAUUUAACCACAAUGGCAACCUGCUAGUUACUGGAAGCACUGGUGGUGUCAUAUCUCUCUACGAUAUGCAGAGAAAUGAAUCGAUAGCUAGCUGGAAGGCUCACCAGGGUCAAGUCCACAGCGUACGAUUCAGCGAGGACGAAAACUCGUGCUACAGCAUGGGCAGCGAUGGCAAGUUCGUACAGUGGAGUUUGCUGAAGAGGUCGGGUCGCCGGCUGGUAGAGCUAGGCAUCCACAACGGAGCAACGGGUCCGUUUAACGCCGUUGGCAUGGGAGGCAAGCAGCAGAGCUUCACGCCACGCGGGAACCUCUUCUCAUUCGACUCCACUGGAAAACACGUACUCACGUGCGCGCCCUCUGGUGGACUCAUAUACAAGGUCUGUAUAGCGCAUGUGUAGUGGCCCUGAGCGGGGGAACUUUUUGUUGACGUGCUAUUUGUUCUGUUGCGUUCACUCGUUGAUUUGUAGACAUUUUUGUGAGUUUGGUA